Messenger RNA from Racocetra fulgida, 171 nucleotides. Lineage: Eukaryota; Fungi; Glomeromycota; Glomeromycetes; Diversisporales; Gigasporaceae. The record is from the annotation of a GenBank genome assembly.
AUGUUGAAUAACGAUGAUGAAUCUGUUAACUCUAAUCCUGAAUUACCUGAAUUAUCUGAAAUUACUGUAUCACAACAGGAAAUUGGCGAUAAAGAAAACAAUUGUAAAACUGUUCCUACUUUUCAAAAGAUUCGCAAUACGAGAAAUAAUUCAUGGAAUAAUGGAGACUAA